Messenger RNA from Rosa rugosa (rugosa rose), 657 nucleotides. RefSeq names its product (-)-germacrene D synthase-like. Gene Ontology annotation, molecular function: terpene synthase activity. Bases 1 to 657 code for a protein of 218 amino acids. Lineage: Eukaryota; Viridiplantae; Streptophyta; Magnoliopsida; Rosales; Rosaceae. The record is from RefSeq and is a predicted model, not a curated record. The transcript is spliced from 3 exons.
AUGUUCCCUGCUUUAGCGUCUGACCUAGCUCAAACCCCGAAUAUUACUGCCACUCUUGAUGUUACUCGAUGUUCAGCUAAUUUUUCCCCGGGCAUUUGGGGUGAUCAUUUUCUGUCAUAUGCUUCCAUGGAAGCGGCAGACAGUAAAAGUAUGAACCAUGUCAAAGACUUGAAGGAAGAACUGAAGAGGAUGAUAAUGGCUCCAACGAAAAGGCCUUCACAAAAGUUGCACUUCAUCAACCACAUUCAGUGCUUAGGUGUCUCAUACCAUUUGGAAGAUGAGAUUGACCAAAUUUUGCAGCAAGUUCACCGAGAAGAAGAAUAUGAUGAUCUUUGCACCACUGCUCUAAGCUUUCGAUUGCUUAGACAACAUGAUAUGUUUAACAAGUUCAAGGAUGGUGAUGGGAAAUUUAAAGAAUCGCUUGUUAAUGAUGUAGUCGGCCUGUUAAGCUUGUAUGAAGCCUCGCAUCUUCAGAUGCCUGGGGAGGAUUUACUAAACGAGGCACUAACCUUCUCCACCGCUCAUCUCAUGUCUGCAGCACACCGUUUAAGCUCAUCAUCUCAGCUUUCAAAACAAGUAACUCAUGCCUUGUAUCAGCCCCUUUGGAAGGGCAUGCCAAGGAUUGAAGCGAGGCAUCACUUGUCUCUGAUAACAUGA